CCCUCGGGGGGCACGUGAACCGGCUGCGCGCGCAUUUCGUCAGUUAUAGUCCGUUAUUAUCGUUACAUUUCCAAAUGCAAAGGAAAUCGACCAACGCGGGCUGCGGCUGUAGGGCCUCGAUCCCGCGGGACCGUCAGCCUGCGCAGCACCAUGAAGCCAAGGGGACGGGACCCCUUCCGUGCGUAACGGUCAGCGGGUGGCCAGCAAAGAGUCCUGCUGCUGUUGCUCCAAAAAGACCUGUCUUAUCUGUCAGUGCAAGAAAAAUUAAAGAUAACGCAGCAGACUGGCAUAAUUUAAUGAUGAAAUGGGAGACCCUGAAUAAUAAUGGAUUUACUACUGCAAACAAAAUUGUAAACUUGAAAAUUGGCACACAAUUUAAAGACAACAAGCUGGAGAUAGAAUGUGACGACAUUGCGUCUGACUGUGGAAAGCUGUCUCCAAACUAUAAUGAAGAACUUGAGAUGUUCUGUGCAGAAUUGCUUGGGACCUUGGAAAACAUGGCAAAAAUACAACUGAAAAUGGAAAAACUGUGUUCAACUACUAAAGGAAUUUGUGACUUAGAAACAUAUCAUUAUGAAAAUGGAGAUUGCAGGACACCACUCUUUCACACAUGGCCCACUACGUACUUCUAUGAGGUUUCUUUCAAGCUCACUGAAAUGUACAAGAAGGAAAUACGACUUAAACAAACGAUUGUGCAAGAGAUUGCUCAUACGGCUGACCAAGAUCUUAUGAUGGUUUAUUUAUCGUCUUGGUUGUACCAGCCCUAUAUUGAGAGCAGCAGCAAACUACUACUAGAAAGCAUGUUGCUAGAAACAGGACAUAGACCAGUGUAGCAUUUAAGACUACUUCUAAAGAUACUCAUGUGACAUUGAAGCAGCAACAAACUGAAAGGUUAAUUAUAUGUUGUAUUUUUAUAAGGUUAUUAAAAUGUGUUUUUCCUCUCUU
Molecule: messenger RNA, 945 nt
Organism: Chelonoidis abingdonii (Abingdon island giant tortoise)
Lineage: Eukaryota; Metazoa; Chordata; Testudines; Testudinidae
Gene: CINP
Product: cyclin dependent kinase 2 interacting protein
Source: RefSeq, a predicted model, not a curated record